Messenger RNA from Cyprinus carpio (common carp), 2571 nucleotides. RefSeq names its product vascular cell adhesion protein 1-like. The transcript has 10 exons. Lineage: Eukaryota; Metazoa; Chordata; Actinopteri; Cypriniformes; Cyprinidae. The coding region runs from base 121 to 2532 and encodes 803 amino acids. Gene Ontology annotation, molecular function: integrin binding. The record is from RefSeq and is a predicted model, not a curated record. Gene Ontology annotation, cellular component: membrane. Gene Ontology annotation, biological process: cell-cell adhesion.
CUCCCCUGGCUCGAGAUACAGCUAUUCAGUCACAGACCACACAGUUAGAGUUACAGUCAUAAAGUUGGGUCUUAUUUGCAAUAUUUUUUGUUCAAUUGCUUUUCCUUGAACACGUUGAACAUGUUUCAACAUUUCACUGGAUUUGUUUAUCUCUUCGCAGUUUCACAGCUUGUGAGUCUCGCAGGUGCACAAUCUAAAUGUCCUCUUCAGCUCGACCCACAGAGAGUUGUUGUGAGAUACGGCGAUUCUGUUGCAGUUAACUGUAACACUUCAGUCCUGCAUAAAGGGAUGGGUUGGGAAGCCAGUGAGGGAGUAGUGCCCGUGACCAAAGACCAGAAUCUGAUCACAUGGAGAGUGUCAGAACUGACAGAAUGGGACAUAAAGCCAUUCUGCUUCAUAAAUCCAAUUCAUAGUGCACAGUGUAAAGUAGAUCUCCCAGUCACCGUUUACAAGACUCCAGACAGUGUGUUCAUCAGCACUGUGAAUCACAGAGGACCAAUGAUGGAGAGACAGCGGUAUCAGCUCCAGUGUGACGUUCACAAUGUGGCUCCUGUUAAGUAUCUCACUGUCAAAUGGUACAAAGGACAGACUCUGCUGCAUCAUACCACCUUCAAUGACACCAUCGAGACUCCAGAGAAUGAAACUGUCACACUCCUGAUCCGUCCAGACAGAGCUGAUGAUGGAGCUCAAUACUGGUGUGAAGUAGAGCUGGAUCUGGGAGCAGAAGGACCUCAACUUCAUCCUACAAAUUCAUCAAAACCUCUCAGCAUUGCUGUAUAUUAUAAACCAAAAAUCAAUGAGACCAAACUGCCCUCAGUAGUGCGUGUGCUUCGAGGCUAUCCAGAAGUGCUUGUUUGUGAAGCCGAGGGAAAUCCAAAACCAACAAUCAGCUGGAGCGUCAGUUCAAAUGACAACAAGAACAGUGAAACUCUUACUAUAACAGAGUCAACACCUGAGAAUGUGUCCUGCACUGCAAGAAAUACUGUUGGCAGUACCACCAGACAUGUAAAAGUGUCCAUACAAGGUGCACAAUCUGAAUGUCCUCUUCAGCUCGACCCACAGAGAGUUGUUGUGAGAUACGGCGGUUCUGUUGCAGCUAACUGUAACACUUCAGUCCUGCAUAAAGGGAUGGGAUGGGAAGCCAGUGAGGGAGCAGUGCCCAUGACCAAAGACCAGAAUCUGAUCACAUGGAGAGUGUCAGAACUGACAGAAUGGGACAUAAAGCCAUUCUGCUUCAUAAACUAUAAAAUAGACUAUUUUGUACAGUGUAUAGUAGAGCUCCCAGUCAAAGUUUACAAGACUCCAGACAGUGUGUUCAUCAGCACUGUGAAUCACAGAGGACCAAUGACGGAGGGACAGCAGUAUGAGGUCCAGUGUGACGUUCACAAUGUGGCUCCUGUUCAGUAUCUCACUGUCAAAUGGUACAAAGGACAGACUCUGCUGCAUCAAACCACCUUCAAUGACACCAUCGAGACUCCAGAGAAUAAAACUGUCACACUCCUGAUCCGUCCAGACAGAGCUGAUGAUGGAGCUGAAUACUGGUGUGCAGCAGAGCUGGAUCUGGGAGCAGAUGGACCUCAACCUCAUCCUACUUAUUCAGCAAAACCUCUCAGCAUUGCUGUACAUGGUGCACAAUCUGAAUGUCCUCUUCAGCUCGACCCACAGAGAGUUGUUGUGAGAUACGGCGGUUCUGUUGCAGUUAACUGUUACACUUCAGUCCUGCAUAAAGGGAUGGGAUGGGAAGCCAGUGAGGGAGCAGUGCCCAUGACCAGAAACCAGAAUCUGAUCACAUGGAGAGUGUCAGAACUGACAGAAUGGGACAUAAAGCCAGUCUGCUACAUAAAUCCAACUAAUAGUGCACAGUGUGAAGUACAUCUCCCAGUCACCGUUUACAAGACUCCAGACAGUGUGUUCAUCAGCACUGUGAAUCACAGAGGACCAAUGAUGGAGGGACAGCAGUAUGAGCUCCAGUGUGAUGUUCACAAUGUGGCUCCUGUUCAGUAUCUCACUGUCAAAUGGUACAAAGGACAGACUCUGCUGCAUCAAACCACCUUCACUGACAACAUCAAGACUCCAGAGAAUAAAACUGUCACACUCCUGAUCCGUCCAGACAGAGCUGAUGAUGAAGCUGAAUACUGGUGUGAAGCAGAGCUGGAUCUGGGAGCAGAUGGACCUCAACCUCAUCCUACUAUUUCAGCAAAACCUCUUAAUGUCGAAGUAUACUAUAAACCAAAACACUCCAAUUCAACAGAGACCAUCAUUCAAGACGAUAAGGACAUGCUAGAUUGUACAGUGAAGGUAAACCCAGCUCCUACGUACACAUGGGAUCAUCUGAAAGAGAAGAUCAGCUCCUCAGUGCUCAAGUCCUCAGCACUCAGUUCAGGAAACUACACGUGCACCGCCAAAAACAUUCUGGGAAGAGACAGCAAAGUGUUCAUCGUCAAAUCUACAGAAACGCCGCUUGAACAUCAGCGCAGUGUGAGGAGAGCUCCCUUCUCUGGCCUCCUUCCAGGGAACCAACAUGUCCAAUGACCCCCCUCCUCCUUACCCAGGGGGCCCCAGUGCCCCGCU